Molecule: messenger RNA, 603 nt
Organism: Acyrthosiphon pisum (pea aphid)
Lineage: Eukaryota; Metazoa; Arthropoda; Insecta; Hemiptera; Aphididae
Product: histone acetyltransferase KAT7-like
Exons: 2
Coding region: 64-339 (91 amino acids)
Biological process (GO): regulation of transcription by RNA polymerase II
Cellular component (GO): chromatin; MOZ/MORF histone acetyltransferase complex; nucleus
Molecular function (GO): chromatin binding; transcription coregulator activity; histone H3 acetyltransferase activity
Source: RefSeq, a predicted model, not a curated record
GUUGGUUAUUUUUCAAAACUAAAACAAAAUGAAGAACAUUUUAAUGUAGCUUGUAUCAUUAUCAUGCCACCGUACCGAAGACAAGGAUAUGGACGAAUCCUCGUUGAAUUUAGUUAUCUGCUAUCUAAAAUUGAAAAACAACCAGGAACUCCAGAAACACCCCUUUCCGACUUGGGUAAAAUUACAUACGAUGCAUAUUGGAAAGGUGUUAUUCUAGAAUAUUUAGAUAAACACAGAGGAAUCGACACCAUAUGCAUCAAUGAUGUUAUUAGUGAAACUGGUAAUUUAAAAACAUUUAAUUUGAAACUUUUUUAUCAGAAUUUUAUGAGACAAUCAUAACAUUAGUACAAAUUUUAAUUUAGGUUUAAUGAAACAAGAUAUUAUAUACACGUUUCAUACGCUCAACAUGGUUGUAGAAGUCUAUAAUGAAACGACAAUAUAUAUAGACUGGAAUGUUGUAGACUCUCACAUAAAGAAGAAAAUUGAGUUAAACCAAGUUCAUAUUGACCCAGAUCGGUUGAGAUGGUCACCACCAAACAAUCCAUCGAAUUUACAAUGUUCACCAGGUGAUGGCCAAGUUAGUUUUUCCUGAUAACAAAAAAA